AUGGUUACAGCCAUGAAACUCUCAAAGAAGUGUGAGGUACUGAUGCAAAGCAAACUUAAUGAGACAGUUCAGAUGGAAAAAGAUUUGAUUAUGGUGAAGAAAGCUAGUAAUGAUGGAAUAACAAGUGAUGAGCGUCUGAUGAAGUUAUCUGCGAAGGUGAGAAGCUACGCUCGAGAUGCUAUUCUGCUUCAGUUUUGGACAAGUUCACGUUAUGGUGUUCUACGUUUCAUUCUCUUCACAUUUAUCGGAUGUGCAAUGCUUUAUGGCGGUUACUUACUUAAUGUAAAUCCGCUCAUCAAAGAAGGCGAUAUAUUUGUUGUAGUUUUAUCAGUAGCACUGAUUGCUUCUGAAAUUUCUGAUAUUAUAAGACAUUAUCACGCAGUUAACAAAGGUGUAGCAGCUGCACUGCAGAUCCGGAAUCUUGCUCAAAGUGAUCAUGAAUUCACGUUUCUUCGAAAAGAUAAUAAAGAUUGUCCAACAGAUCAGAUAACUAUUACGCUUAUUACUGCACCUGAACUAGCCCGACGAAUAGUACCUAGCAAGAACUGCUAUUCUUCUCUUCCAUUCAUCACUUGUACCAAAAAUGUCUUGCGCAAUUACAACUACCACAAAAUUUUUCUGAUUCUUAGUUUGGUGCUCGCCUUUGCUGCUGGAUUAGAGCAACCUUCAUACAAUAUUAUUAUGGAGCGCAUAUUUACCGCUAUUCUUGGCAAUACUUCAGAUAUUCAACUUCUGAUUCGUUGUGCGAUUGCUUUAUCCAUCAUUGGUUUUAGUACGCUACUGACGCGUACUGCAUCAGCAGUUUUGGCAGCAGUGGCAUCAGAAUACAUGGCAGUGUCAUUUCGGGUCAUUUUGGCUCGUUACUAUUUGAAAAGUUCAGCAACAGAUCACUACAGCAAAUCAGAAAUAGAAGCAUUGGUUGAUAAAAAUCAAUCUUUAACAACUGAAGCCAAAUCGCUAUACCACCCCCAUUUAACACAAUUAAUCAUACGAUUAACAUCGCUGAUUGUAAAUAUUACCAUUGGUUUCAUAUCUAGCUGGGAGAUUUCUUUGCUAGGACUUGUUAUCAUUGUUUUCUGCUUCUGCGCGCAAAUUGAAAUGCAAUUUCAAUGCUUGCAUCACUACUGCGACUUUUCAGACACUCAGUUUAUUAAGAAAAAAAACAAGUCAGUAAAAGCAUGCAGAGAUUAUGUUUACAAAGCAGCCAGUCUUUCUAUUGUACAAACGUCAGUACUCAUCUUGAAAGCUGUUUGCUACGCUUUGACAGCAUACAUCUGUAAUCACGGAUACAAACAUCAAUCCCAAGCAUUCUUAAGCGUAAUUACACUCUCGAGCGCUGUUCAGGAAGUUGUUCUACUGCCAAAGCUUUUCAAAAAACUUCACAAGUCUUGGAAAUCGUUAGAUCAAACAUUCGCUUGCAUGCACACUGAAUCAUUUAAAAAUUUACCAUCAAUUCAGAGUAACUUCAAAUCAUAG
Molecule: messenger RNA, 1476 nt
Organism: Thelazia callipaeda (thelaziosis nematode)
Lineage: Eukaryota; Metazoa; Nematoda; Chromadorea; Rhabditida; Thelaziidae
Source: the annotation of a GenBank genome assembly